GUUUUUCAUCAUCAAAGAGAGCUUUCUGCUGUACUACUCUGAGAGUGAGAAGAAGAGCUUUGAAACCAACAAGUACUUCAAUAUACACCCCAAGGGCGUCAUCCCUUUGGGGGGCUGCCUGGUGGAGGCCAAGGAAGAGCCCAGCAUGCCCUAUGCCAUGAAGAUCUCGCACCAGGACUUCCACGGCAACGUCCUGCUAGCCGCGGAGUCCGAGUUCGAGCAGACGCAGUGGCUGGAAAUGCUGCAAGAGUCUGGGAAGGUCACCUGGAAGAACGCCCAGCUGGGAGAAGCUAUGAUCAAAAGCCUGGAGGCCCAGGGGCUGCAGUUGGCGAAGGAAAAGCAGGAGUAUUUAGACAAACUGAUGGAAGAGACUGAAGAACUGUGCCUGCAGAGGGAGCAGAGAGAGGAGCUCGAGCGCCUGAACCAGGUGCUGGAGGCGGAGAAGCAGCAGUUCGAGGAGGUGGUGCAGGAGCUGAGAGUGGAGCAGGAGCAGAUCAAGAGGGAGCUAGAACUCACUGCGAGAUGCCUCAAGGGCGUGGAACAAGAAAAGAAGGAACUGCGGCAGCUCACGGAAUCUUUGCAGCAGACGCUGGAGGAACUCUCCAUAGAGAAGAAGAAAACGCUAGAAAUGCUGGAGGAGGAUGAGAACCAGCCGCAGUCCCUGGCCAAUCAGCGUGAGCAGGCGUCUGCCAUUGGGGAUCUCCAUAGCAACCUAAGGCAGAUCGAGGAGCGGAUUCAGCAGCUCUUGGCGGAGAAGCUCCUGGCGGAGAAGCGGAUGAAGGAGAACGAGGAGCGCUCGCGGGCCCUGGAGGAGGAGCGGGAGUUCUACUCCAGCCAGUCCCAGGCGCUGCAGAACUCGCUGCAGGAGCUGACGGCAGAGAAGCAGCAGGCCGAGCGGGAGCUCAAGGCCGAGGUGAAGGUCCGAAUGGACCUGGAGCGGCGUCUGCGGGAGGCGGAGGGGGCUUUGCAGAGCCUGGAGCAAGGGCUCAACUCCAAGGUGCGGAAUAAGGAGAAGGAGGAGCGGAUGCGGGCGGACGUGAGCCAUCUGAAGAGGUUCUUCGAGGAGUGCAUCCGCAACGCAGAGCUGGAGGCCAAGAUGCCGGUCAUCAUGAAGAACUCCGUGUACAUCCACAAGGCGGCCACGCGCCGCAUCAAGAGCUGCCGCUUCCACCGGCGCCGCUCCAGCACCUCCUGGAACGACAUGAAGCCGUCCCAGUCCUUCAUGAACUCUCAGCUGGAAGCCAGCAACAUCGAAGAGCUGAAGGAGGUGGCCAAGCGGCUCAGCCGGGACCAGCGCUUCCGGGAGUCCAUUUACCACAUCAUGGCCACCCAGCCUGGCGCUGCCUCCGUGCUCCCCCGGGCUGGAAAGUGAGGGCUCUCCUCCCUGCGCAAGUCUGGGGCGGCAGAGGAGGCCCAGUUCCAUGGGGCUCUGCGCCACCUGGGGGCCAGCCUCGCCCUCCCAGGACGGGACGCCACCCACACCCUGUCCUUCCCUGCGGCUCCAACCUGGGUGCUGCUCCGGUUGCCAUGGUGAGGGGAGGAAGGGCCUGGCUGUGCGCGACUGCUGCUGGGCAGGGCGUGGGGUGGGGACGCUGCCUGCGCCUGGACGCUGCCUCUCUGGCUGAAGGCCACAGCCCCCCGCACCGCUGUACCUGGUCCUCGGUGUGAUAAACAGCCUCACCUUCAAAGGUGGGGCCCGCCCCCGCCUCACCCUUCCCAGGCUUUCCUACCCUGCGCCUGGCCUCAGAGAUGUCCCUGGUCACAGCCUCCGCUUCCUCCAUGUCCCAGGAGGGCAGGAAGGCCCAGGCCACGCUGUCAGGUUCCGGGGUUGGCUGGCCCUGGCUGCGGGACCGCCUGCCGGCUCCCCCCGCACACCCACACGCAGCCCAGCGACCUGCAAGAGGGGUGGGGCCCACCGUGUCCCUCCUGGACCCUGGCUGGGGCUGGGGCCAGCAGCAGCAGCGCAGGCAGUCCCAGAGGACAUGGGACAGAGCUCAGGCGUGGCAAAGGCUCAGGCAGAGACAGCUGUCCCUGCUACAGUGGCCCGGUGGGCCCAUCGUCUCCAUCACCUGCAGAGGCUUCACCCAGUGAACUAACGCAGCCGUGACCCCCGCCCAUGGGGCGCCUGGGGCUGGGAUGAACCAGUAGCCACGGGUGGGCUCCGUGUCGGGGUUGAGGCUGUGCACCCGUCUGCAGUUUCUAUGGAGACCACCACCCUCAGGAGGCUGGAGGGUCACAGGAUGUCCCUCACCCGUGAGCCUCCCAGGCCCACCCUCUGAAGCUACCUGUCUGUCCAUCUCUCCAGAAAAGGGAUCUACACAGGACUGGGGGGUUCUGGGACACUGGUGGUGUUAAAGGUACUGGUUCUCUGCUCUUCAGAAAACAGACUUUCUGGUGGAUGAGCAGAUGGCUGUGGGCAAGUCCCAGCAGGAGGUGCGGGUCCCUGAGAAGCCGCAGCAGGCUGUGCAGAUGCGGAGGGAGGCUCCCUCGGGAGCAGGCCCGUCUGCCGCUCUGCCAGCCGGGACACCGCACUGUCUUGCUCUUCCAUACCUGGAGAAACCGACGCUGACGGUGCCAUCUCAGGGACGGCCAGUUAGUGGGACUGACCCUGGGGGCACUUGGGAACCAGUGCAUCUGAAUGUAAAUGUAAAAGCUUUAAAUAUGUGUAAUCCUGCAUAACCUGGAACAUGUUUAACCAAUAUGUACGGAGAAUGAACUUUGAAACAAGGCGGAAGAUGUAUAAAGCCAAGAUUACUGA
Chinchilla lanigera (long-tailed chinchilla) is the source of this 2758-nucleotide messenger RNA. It is a transcript of the gene Plekhd1, whose product is annotated as pleckstrin homology domain containing, family D (with coiled-coil domains) member 1. NCBI's taxonomy places the organism in Eukaryota, Metazoa, Chordata, Mammalia, Rodentia, Chinchillidae. The record is from RefSeq and is a predicted model, not a curated record.